Messenger RNA from Vittaforma corneae ATCC 50505, 717 nucleotides. RefSeq lists its product as uncharacterized. NCBI's taxonomy places the organism in Eukaryota, Fungi, Microsporidia, Nosematidae. Bases 1 to 717 code for a protein of 238 amino acids. The transcript has a single exon. The record is from RefSeq and is a predicted model, not a curated record.
AUGUCCCAAGAAAGUAUCAGACUUAAAGUGGAGCUAAACUCGAUGAUCAAGUUCUACGUCAGAACACAUCAAAAGUCUUCACUGAAUGAUUUAAAAAAAGCAAUUAACAACAUUUUGAAAACAAACUACAACAUCACUAUUCCCAGCUAUGCUCUUCGAAGCUCCGAUUGGUUUGAAGUACUGGACAUAUAUACAGUUGGAGAUGUGCUGGAGGACAAUCAAGUCGUGAUGAUAGAUCCCUUCACAAGUAUGCAUUUGAGCUUAAACAAGAAGAAGCUACCAUUCCAACUUCUUAAUAAGGAGCUUUCUGAAACCGAUACUUCUCCAAAGCCAGUAUAUACUGCAGAAAAGGCUGUAAAGAAGAGUCGUGUAUCAAUUCAGGAGUCCCAGCCGAUGCCUGUGCAGUCAGUUACGGAGAAAAUUCCUCGCCAGUCAAUCCUAGAGAAGAUUACUGAACCAACAGUCACCUUAAACCAAAAAAAGAUGGAAAAGACAGAGGAGCUGCAGAAAGAAAGUCCAGAGCCUGAAAAGAAAGUAGAAGUGUCUGUUCAAAACGAAGAGCCUCUUCCAGUUCCGCCAAGGCCAGACAAUUUUAAAGGGUUUGUAGUUAAUAUUCCAGAUCUGAAUAAAUCACAGGGAAUAAAGAUCAACGAGUCUUCAUUUAAGCCACUUAAGAAGAGGCGUGUUGAUGAAGAUAGGCUUGAGAUUGAACUUUGA